Messenger RNA from Cynocephalus volans (Philippine flying lemur), 5610 nucleotides. It is a transcript of the gene STEAP3, whose product is annotated as STEAP3 metalloreductase. Lineage: Eukaryota; Metazoa; Chordata; Mammalia; Dermoptera; Cynocephalidae. The transcript has 5 exons. Gene Ontology annotation, molecular function: cupric reductase (NADH) activity; ferric-chelate reductase (NADPH) activity. Gene Ontology annotation, cellular component: plasma membrane; endosome. Gene Ontology annotation, biological process: copper ion import. The coding region runs from base 52 to 1548 and encodes 498 amino acids. The record is from RefSeq and is a predicted model, not a curated record.
UCGCAGUGGGGUUGUCAAGGGAUUGGAGAGCUUCAGACCCUCACUGGGCAGAUGUCGCACCAGCCCGUUGUCGCCACCAAAACAUCGGGAGACAUGGACAAGCCACUGAUCAGCCGCCACCUGGUGGACAGUAACAGCAGCCUUGCUGAAGCCCCCAGUGAGGUCCCCAAAGCGGGCAUCCUGGGCAGCGGGGACUUUGCCCGCUCCCUGGCCACACGCCUGCUGGGCUCUGGCUUCAGCGUGGUGGUGGGCAGCCGUAACCCCAAACGCACUGCCUGGCUGUUUCCCUCAGCGGCCCACGUGACUUUCCAGGCGGAGGCAGUGAGCUCCCCAGAGGUCAUCUUUGUGGCUGUGUUCCGGGAGCACUAUUCCUCACUGUGUGGUCUCAGUGACCAGCUAGCCGGCAAGAUCCUGGUGGAUGUGAGCAACCCCACAGAGCAGGAGCACCUCGGGCAUCGGGAGUCCAAUGCUGAGUACCUGGCCUCCCUCUUCCCCAACUGCACGGUGGUCAAGGCCUUCAACGUCAUCUCCGCCUGGACCCUGCUGUCUGGCCCAAGGGAUGGGAAUAGGCAGGUGCCCAUCUGCAGUGACCAGCCAGAAGCCAAGCGUGCUGUCUCGGAGAUGGUGCACGCCAUGGGCUUCACUCCCGUGGACAUGGGAACCCUGGCAUCGGCCCGGGAGGUGGAGGCCAUGCCCCUGCGCCUCCUCCCGGGCUGGAAGGUGCCCACCCUUCUGGCCCUGGGACUCUUCAUCUGUUUCUAUGCCUAUAACUUCAUCCGGGAUGUGCUGCAGCCCUACAUGCAGGAGGGCAAGAAUAAGUUCUACAAGCUGCCCGUGUCCGUGGUCAACACCACACUGCCGUGUGUGGCCUACGUGCUGCUGUCGCUGGUGUACCUGCCUGGCGUGCUGGCGGCUGCCCUACAGCUGCGGCGAGGCACCAAGUACCACCGCUUUCCCGACUGGCUGGACCACUGGCUGCAGCACCGCAAGCAGAUCGGGCUGCUCAGCUUCUUCUGCGCCGCGCUGCAUGCACUGUACAGCUUCUGCCUGCCGCUCCGCCGCUCUCACCGCUACGAACUGGUCAACUUGGCCACCGAGCAGGUCUUGGCCAACAAGAGCCACCUCUGGGACGAGGAGGAAGUCUGGCGGAUGGAGAUAUACCUCUCCCUGGGAGUGCUGGCCCUCGGCACACUCUCCCUGCUGGCUGUCACCUCACUGCCAUCCAUUGCAAACUCACUCAACUGGAGGGAGUUCAGCUUCGUUCAGUCCACGUUGGGCUUCGUGGCCCUGGUGCUGAGCACGCUGCACACGCUCACCUAUGGCUGGACCCGCGCCUUCAAGGAGAGACACUACAAGUUCUACCUGCCCCCCACCUUCACGCUCACACUGCUGGUGCCCUGUGUCGUCAUCCUGGCCAAAGGUCUGUUCCUCCUGCCCUGCUUCAGCCGCAGACUCGCCAAGAUCCGGAGGGGCUGGGAGAAGGAUGGCGCCGUCAAGUUCACGCUGCCAGCAGACCACACCCUGGUCGAGAAGACGAGUCUUGUGUGAGGUGUCUGCACGUGGCUCCGGUGUAGUGCAGUCUGAUUGUAUACAAAUGGGUGGUGGUAUGAGGUCCAAAUUACCUGGGACACAAGUUAUGCAGUAAUAUUUAGAAUGACACACACAAGUGUGUGUGAUAUGUAAGUACACAUAUUUCGUAUAUAUAACAGGAUUUGCAAUUAUUAUACUUACUUAGCCAAACAGUUGGGUCCCUAAAAUUUCAACUUGUAUAUUUAAAAGCAAGUGCCAUAUGUUAGGAGAAUAGCAGAUCACGCUAUUGUGACAUUUGCAGAGAUACACACACACCAUCUUUCUGCACAGAAGAGGCUUGUACCUUGGUGGAUGUGAUCCAUUUAGGCCACCCCCUCCCCACUCUCCUUUUGCUACUUUCCCCAGGCUCUUGCAGAACUGAGGUUGUAUGGUGGCAGGCAGCUGACCCAGGUACAUGGGGCUGAAGAGAUGCCAGUGAGCAGGGGGAUAUACUUCCUACCUCAUUCACCUUGGGUUGGGGUGUGAGCCUGGAGUCUGAGCCCUGGGAGCCAAUUGAAGGUCCGUCCUUUGCUGGAUAGGGGUGGGAGAGGUGGAUUGGGGCUGAAGCUGCUCCACCAAUCCUCUCUGAGCUGGGAGAUUUUUUCCCUGAAAGUCAGAAGUCACCCUGGAGCCUGCAAAUUGAUCCUCCUGUGAAAGUGUGAAGUCACCUUCUUGCCAGAGCCACUAAUGAACCCCAUCACAAGAACAAGUGCAAUUUCUUUCCCUCCUUUAAGUUGGUGAUGACCAUUCUCUAAACCACUGUGCCUUCUCACCUUUUAAAUCAUUAGUUUUGAACAUCUCCCAGGAAGGCCUAGAGCAGACCCUUUAGGAAUCACUGUAAUGGGGAGGGAAAAACACAUGAGUUCACUCAGCGUCAGAGCUGAGCUCUUUCUUGGACCCUGCCUGGGGGCUGAAAGGUCUUCAUUAAGUUGGUCCUAUGGAUAGACACUGGAGACCCCUUCCAAUGUCCCCUGCUGCUAGGCAGAGAACCUGCCUCCCGAGCACCCAGAAAGCCACACUGGGUCCAAGUUCCUCCUCGUGGAGUGUUACAUUUCCAAACAGCUGGAAGGGUCUUUUCUGCCAAAGAUACAACCCUAAAAUUCUUCUGCCCCAAAGCACAAGAGGCUAGACACAGCCAGGGAGGGCCACAGGACAUCUGUCUUGCAAUCAUAUACCAUCCCUUGCUGAUUCAUACUAAAACUGGUUUACUUCCCCUGUGGAGAAAUAGCUAUUCUUGGCUGAGACCCCAGCCCCCUGCAGAACCAGGACGAUCAGCCAACCAGAAAAAGCAUCUUUGAACACAAAGGGGGUGAGGUCCCAAUGGGUAUCCUGGGCUAGAGGACAUUUUUUUUUGGUGGGGGGAAGCUGGCUGGUAAGGGGAUCCAAACCCUUGACCUCAGUGUUACACCACCACAGCCUAACCAACUGAGCUGACCAGACAGCCCAAAGGGCCUCUUAUGAUGGGGAGGAGAGCAGGACAGGCAGGCUGACCAGAACACAGGCUGCGAAGUGAGGAUGCCCCUGCCUCCCUCAGGGAGGCUUCAUGAGCUCGUGUCUUGGAGCACAUUAGGGUCCUUCAGUGAAAGGAAAAGAAAAAAGCCCAGUAUGAGAAUAUCUCAUUAGGCCCAUGACUGAUGGAGAGAAGGCAGUGCUGGGGAAGCCGCGAUUUUCCAUCUGCUGCUCCAAGGCUGGGCUGCAGAAGUUUGUCUCAUAAAUUGGCCCUGAUGGAGCGUCAGCUGUAGCCCAAGAGAGGCUCGCUGAAAAGGGAGCAGGGGAAACGGAGUUUAGCAUUCGCUUGGCAUGACAACAAGGGCCCAUCAGUUCCUGCUAAUGGGAAACAUGGAGGACAUGGACAACGCAAAUCACCAUGACCCCAACCCCAGUGGGUAUCAGCUGCCUUCCUUCUCCGGCCCUCCCUGGGCCAGGGAAUGGCUCUUUAUACCAAAGAUGCCAAAACAGAGCAAAGUCCAGUGUACUUCCUCUCCCUUGCCCGCCCACCUCCUGCUGACGGUGCCCCUCAGGAGGGAAGUCGUUCCCAGGUGGGUGGAAGGAACCGGCAGCAGAGGGCCUGUCCUCCACCAGCUGGACAGUCAGAUGAUGAGAGGCGGUGGCCGUGUGGGGCCCUGAGCCUGUAUCUGCUGCUCUUCCCUACCUCACCAGGCGGCUGGCAACCGCAGCCCCAAGACAGCCAGUCACUCCCCACAGCCUAGUAUAUUCUAUGUGCCUCCAGGUACAAAAGUGCCUCAACCGAUGUGCCCUGGAAAUUCUAAAUGCCACUGUCUGAGGCUGAUGUUUAAAAUUUAUGCCAUUGAAAGAGUCUGUGUAUUUUGUUUUUACCUUGUAGAGCUUGAUUAAGAGGCAGCGAAAAUAAACACUUAACCUUCCGUGACCUUCAGGCUUAUUUCUGUCGCUUGCGCAGGUCACCUGCCCACUCAUUCAUGCAUUGACUCGACAAGACUUCUGAUUGGUCUCAGUCGAGCAGCAUGCGAACACAGAAUCAUCUGUGCUGGAGUGGCAGACAUGCAGACCCUACAGUGGUAGCCAGUGGGGAAAUGGGUGAGAUCCAGGUGAUAAAGUCUGGGUUGAGGGCAUUAAAGGAGGACUCCAGGCCAGAGGAGGCACAGGAAAGGCUUCCUGGAGGGAGUGGUGUCUGCCCUGGGUGUGAAGGCUGAGGCCUUGAGCAUAUGUAGGAGCAGCAGUGCUCCUUGAAUGAUAGUGUGCUUAUGAGUCACAUGGGGAUGUGGUUUAAACGCAAUUCUGAUUCAUCGGUCUGGGGUGAGGCCCAAGACUGUGCAUUUCUAAUAAGCUCCUGGUGACAUGGAUAGCAUUGAUCCUUGGCCACUCCAAGCAGUAAGAGCUUAAAUGGCUUCCUUUGCUUCUUCUGUGCUGUGGUCUACAGCAUGCAAACCAGUGCACGCACACUCUGCCCCACUAAUCUUCCCUAUGAAAAUGAGUAAGAAGAAAGGAAAUGAAGACAGUGAUUCUGGACAACUCUUGAGAUUUGGCUGUAAAGUAAAGGAAAGAAAAAGGAUUGGUGACUGGAGGGACAAACGAGGGUUGAAGGAAGGUUGGUUAUUUUUCCAUGGUUCUGACCUGAGCAUGUUUUAAAUAUUUCUGGAAAAGAAGAGCAGUCAAAGAUGAGAGAGAGAGAGAGAAGUGGUCAUUGCCAUCUGCUGAGAGUGACAGGGAAUGAAGAAGGUUGGCUCUGAGGGUUGAAGAGGGUUGAAAAGGUUAAAAAUACUUGUUGGAGAAAGUGAAAAGGGAGCUGGCCAGAGAAACAUGGUAGAGUUCAUAAAACAAAAUGAAAACAAACUUUAUAUUUUUGUUGAAAGUGAAAUAUACCUGUGUUUCCUGAGAAAUGUGCAAGGUGGAUUUUUGCUCAGUUAAAUUCUAUUUUCCCCCACCAAUUUCUAUAAUAAUUCCAGAUAGUUUAUCUUAGUUCAGUUCGAUCUCUAAUAGUUACUCAGAAAUGCUUUGGCUUCAUUUUCAUUUUCUCUCUUCAGAAAUGAACAAUCACAAAUGGAACCUUUAGUGCACUAGGCAACCAAAAAACCUCCACUGCCAGUCCUCCCAUAAAGUGAAUAAUCAACCCCUUGUUUACUGAGUGUUGAUUUCAUUUACUGGGCCAGAAACCUAGCUUAUUUUUAUAAUUCCCACCAUAUGCAGAGCCUACACGAAAAUCGAAUUUUAGCCAAAAGAUAAACUUUUCCCUAACCAGGGAAUUCAUUAGGGCUUUCACUUCCUGAAGGGUCUUUGUGCCAUAAAACUAGUUCCUAGACAAAAGACAUAGUUCUUAAGGCUCUGCUGAACUCUCAGGAGGUAAGGGAAAUCACCAGGGCAAAAAAAUAUUGGAUCUCAAUCAAUAUCUAAGAUCAACAAACCAUAGCUGAGAAUGUAACUGAACAGGGGUUCAUUUGCCCAACAAGCAGUAAAACCAAAUCCUGAGACAUGAGUUUUGCAGAAGAGAAAAGGUUUAUUGCUGGGCGCCAAGCAUGGAGAUGAGAGAAAUCUUUCUCAAAUCCACUUCCCCAGUGGCGAGAU